Molecule: messenger RNA, 2009 nt
Organism: Musca domestica (house fly)
Lineage: Eukaryota; Metazoa; Arthropoda; Insecta; Diptera; Muscidae
Exons: 3
Coding region: 453-2009 (518 amino acids)
Source: RefSeq, a predicted model, not a curated record
UUAACACCAGAAACCACAAUGUUCAGCAAGAGUUAUUUACUGAUAAGUUAGGGAAGUGGUACAUAAGAAACAAAAUUUCCAGGAAAGCAUUUGAAGAACUUUUGUGCAUUUUAAGAGAAGAGAAUUUAAAUGUACCAAAGAAAGCAGAAACAUUUUUGCUGAAAAUUGUUGAGAAACCCAUUAUAAGCAAAGUUCGUCCCGGCCUGUAUUGUCAUUUAGGCAUAAGAAGUCAAUUACAGAAAGUUGGUAAAUUUUUAUUGCGAUUAGACAAAAUAAUAAUUGAUAUAAAUAUUGAUGGCUUGCCCUUAUUUAAAAGCUCUCGAGCUCAGCUGAGGCCUGUUUUAAUAAGAAUUGUUAAUUCCCAAAAUGUGCACGUCCUUCCAGUGGGGAUUUAUAUUGGUCUUAAGAAACGGGAAUGUAUUUUGACGUAUUUGGAAGAUUUUGUGAAAGAAAUGAAAUACAUAGCAGAAAAUGGGAUACAAUUUGCAGAACAUAUUUUUAGUUUAGAAAUACGAGCCAUUGUUUGUGAUGCACCAGCGAAAGCUUACAUAUGUGGUAUACCAAGCCAUGCGUCGUUCCAUGGCUGCAGCAAAUGCACCCAAGUAGGCAAAAAAAUUGGAAAUGUUUUAACCUACAGUACUAAAUCAGGAGAUUUAAUAACAGAUGAUGAUUUUGAAAAUAGAAAGUAUUUGGAACACCAUCUCGUUAAUUUUAGAAAUACUAAAACACCAUUAGAAAUAAUCGGCGUUAAAAUGAUAAGCCAAGUGUCAAUAGAUACUAUGCAUUUACUAGAUUUGGGAAUUAUGCGGAAAUUUAUAUUACGAAUAUUGGAGGGAAAAACUAUCGUUAAAGUUAGCAAAAGGGAUAAGAUCUGCAUGUCGAAAAAGUUAGAGUCUUUGAAAACAUUUGUUCCACAAGAAUUUGUAAGGAAACCAAGAAGUUUCGAUGACAUAGCACACUGGAAGGCAACGGAGUUCCGCCAGUUUCUUUUGUACACUGGGAUUUUUGUUUUCAAAGACCUAAUUCCUGACGACACAUACUACGUUUUUCUACUCUUACAUUGCGCAUGUAGAUUGUUGUUAUGUCCUAAGAGCUACCAUAACAAUCUGGAGCCGGCAAAACAAUUGUUAAGGAGAACAAAAGAUAUACAUUGGAAAGCCUACGAAUACAAGGACAAAUCAACCUACAAGUUAAUUCGAGAAGAUCCAACAACAAAACUCCAACGAUUAAACAAUAACAUAAUAGCUGAACUUCACAAGAAAGACAUCAUAACAAAGUGGGAAAAAUCCAAACUGACAAGUAUUGCUGCAGCAGCUCCAGACCUUUACGGAUUACCAAAGAUACACAAAGAAAACAUUCCUUUAAGACCUAUUGCCUCAUCUAUCAAUGUACCCUGCUACAACUUAGCACAAUACAUUGAUUUGUUUGUACAUAAUUUUCCAAUUGUUUUCGGAGAUAGUAGCGUGUCCUACAACAUCCAUACUUUGCUACAUUUGGUGGAUAGCAUAAGAGACAUAGGUUUAAUGUCUGGUUCGUCUGCAUAUGAUUUCGAAAAUUAUUUACAAACAAUGGGAAAGUAUGUCAAAAAGCCCACGAAUAUACUACAGCAGAUUUUUAAAAGAGUUCAAUACGAAAGUUAUUUUAUCGAUAUCCCAAGUCAAGGUUUCAGAACUAUGAAGAAUAAAGGGGUUUGUUACUACUUCAAUAAAUGUCUUUAUACUUCAAAGAAACCAGACAAUUUCUGUUGCAUUAAACCAUAUAUUCCAAUUGAAAUUCAAAGAUUUGAAGAAGAAGGCGAAGAAAAGUUUGUCAUAGGUAAACGAUUAACAAAUAUAAUAAGUUAUUUGAAGGAGCCAAUGGAUUCCAUGAAUAUUGGUAUUUGCUGCGCCGAUGUAUCUUCUUUAGGUGAUGUAGAGAAAUUCUCAAUUUUAGAAAUAAAUUUCAAAUUUAUGUGUAUUUCUCACAAUGAUAAUGUUAACUUACUACCAAUUUUGCAUAGUUGUCUUUAG